AUGCACCUCAAACGAAAUGACCCUAAACCACUGAUUGAUCCUAAUCGCCUAACUCUCAUUGGAUUCAGAUUUUGCCCUUAUGUUGAUCGCGUCAGACUAAUACUGAGUUAUUACAAGAUUGAUUAUGAUCUUAUCAAUAUUUCAUUGGCUUCAAAACCUGAAUGGUUUUUAGAAAUGUAUCCAACUGGCAAAGUUCCAUUAUUAUUAUUACCAAAUGAACAAAAAUUACCAGAAUCUGAUGAGAUUAUACGUCAUAUAGAUAAAUUAUAUGGUUCUGAAACUUUAUUAUCCCAUUGUGGUAUUGAAGAAUUUGAUAAAGCUAAAGAACUUAUUACUGGUAUAUCGAGACCAAGUUAUAUGAUUACGUGUAUGCCUGAAAUAAAUCUAUGUGAUGUAUCAUUGUAUCGAGCAGCAUGCAAUAAGAUAAAUGACGCUAUCAAAGGUCCAUAUUUUACUGGUCCUGAAUUAAGUCUAGCCGAUUUGAUCUUAUUCCCACAUUUGCAUCGAUUUGAAGUAGUUAUGGGUCGAAUAACCGCCAGAUGAAAUUUCCGGAUUGUGCAUUGGUGUAUUCUCACUAUGCAUUUAAAUGCGUAGGUUGCAUGGAGUGGUGCAAAACAUUUCGUCAACUAUGAAUGACUUCAGUCAAACGUUACAGAAAAUGUCAACAGCCAUUUCGGAUUUGAGUAUUAAUGUAAAGCAAUUGCUUUCAACGUCUAAUGAGCGCGAAAAACCGUAUCAAUUCGACUGCGGACUCUCAAGUCAGCAGUUCCCUUUGUCAUCUGAAGAGGAACCGCAGAUGCUGGAGGCAGGUUUGCAGCAGAAAGAACCCAUGGACCGACUUAUGGCAAUGGUUACCAGGC
Messenger RNA from Schistosoma margrebowiei, 860 nucleotides. NCBI's taxonomy places the organism in Eukaryota, Metazoa, Platyhelminthes, Trematoda, Strigeidida, Schistosomatidae. The record is from the annotation of a GenBank genome assembly.